Messenger RNA from Papaver somniferum (opium poppy), 5983 nucleotides. RefSeq names its product callose synthase 10-like. Gene Ontology annotation, molecular function: 1,3-beta-D-glucan synthase activity. NCBI's taxonomy places the organism in Eukaryota, Viridiplantae, Streptophyta, Magnoliopsida, Ranunculales, Papaveraceae. Gene Ontology annotation, cellular component: plasma membrane; 1,3-beta-D-glucan synthase complex. The transcript has 49 exons. Gene Ontology annotation, biological process: (1->3)-beta-D-glucan biosynthetic process. The record is from RefSeq and is a predicted model, not a curated record. Bases 212 to 5758 code for a protein of 1848 amino acids.
UCCCCCCAUCCAGCGUCUCAUUCUUCAUUUCCCGGAAUCUCAUUCUAGGCGAAACACAAGAACGAAAUGUCGACUCCGCGUUCGAUCUCUAUCGACCUAGAAGUUUUCUUAUUCACUGAUCCAAUCUUUUAGAUCUGUUUCUCAUUUUUUUUCUUUCCGGAACUCAAAAAUUAGGGUUCCGGAACUUAUCUCUCGUCAGGGUUUUGAGAAUAUGGCGAGAGCAGUUAGUAACUGGGAGAGAUUAGUAAGAACAACAUUGCAAAGAGAACAACUAAGGAGUAGUGGGCAAGGUCAUGAAAGAAAAUCUAGUGGUAUUGCUGGUGCUGUACCAGCUUCACUUAAAGGUGGUGAUGGUGGUGGAAAUAAUAUUGAUUUGAUUUUACUAGCUGCUGAUGAGAUUCAAGCUGAAGAUCCAAAUAUCUCUAGGAUCAUGUGCGAACAAGCAUAUUCAAUGGCACAGGGUCUGGAUCCCAACAGUGAUGGCCGAGGUGUACUCCAGUUCAAGACUGGUUUAAUGUCUGUCAUUAAGCAAAAACUUGCCAAGAGAGAUGGGGCAAGAAUUGAUCGCAACCGUGAUAUUGAGCGCCUAUGGGAAUUUUACCAGCUCUAUAAGAGGAGGCACAGGGUGGAUGAUAUCCAGAGAGAAGAACAGAAAUGGAGGGAAUCUGGAACGUUUAGUGCUACACUGGGAGAGUUGGAGAGUAGAUCACUGGAAAUGAAACGGAUAUUCACCACCCUGAGAGCUUUAAUUGUUGUUAUGGAGGCACUGCGAAAAGAUGCAGAUCUUGAUGGUGUGGGGAGAAGAAUUACGGAAGAGUUGCGUAGAAUCAAGAAAUCAGAUGGAACAUUGACGGGAGAACUUAUUCCGUAUAAUAUAGUGCCCUUGGAUGCACCAUCCUUGACCAAUGCUAUUGGGAUGUUCCCAGAAGUUAAAGCUGCAAUGUCUGCAAUAAGAUACUCUGAAUUCUUUCCUAGGCUGCCUGCUGAAUUUGAGGUUUCCGGGCUGCGAAGUCUUGAUAUGUUUGAUCUCUUGGAAUAUGUGUUCGGUUUCCAGAUAGACAAUAUCAAGAACCAGCGCGAGAAUGUAAUUCUUUCUGUUGCAAAUGCACAGACUCGUCUUGGCCUACCUGUUGACGCUGAUCCAAAGAUAGACGAGAAAGCUGUUACUGAGGUUUUCUUAAAAGUACUUGAUAAUUACAUCAAAUGGUGCAAAUAUCUGCACAUACGCCUUGUUUGGAACAGUUUAGAAGCGAUAAACAAGGACAGGAAACUCUUUUUAGUUUCUUUAUACUUCUGCAUUUGGGGGGAGGCUGCAAAUGUCCGCUUUCUUCCAGAAUGCAUUUGUUAUAUAUUCCACCAUAUGGCAAAAGAGCUGGAUGCAAUAUUGGACCAUGGCGAAGCACAACCAGCUGUUAGCUGUACUGGUGAUAAUGGUUCUGUGUCUUACCUUGAACAAGUCAUUUGUCCCAUUUAUAAGACCAUGUCUAAGGAAACUGAUAUCCUUAAUACUGGAAAAGCUGGACACUCAAACUGGAGGAAUUAUGAUGACUUCAAUGAGUAUUUCUGGUCACCUACUUGCUUUGAGUUAAAUUGGCCAAUGAAGGAGGGCAGUUCCUUUCUGUUCUCCCCUAAAGGGCGGAAAAGGACAGCUAAAAGCAGUUUUGUGGAGCACCGGACAUUUCUUCACCUUUAUCGAAGUUUCCAUCGACUUUGGAUUUUCUUGGUCUUAAUGUUUCAGGGUUUGACAAUUAUAGCUUUCAAUGACGGAAGAAUUGACCUCCAUACUUUCAAGCAAGUACUCAGUAUUGGACCAACAUUUGCUGUCAUGUGCUUCAUAGAGAGUGCUCUUGAUGUCCUGCUUACAUUUGGGGCAUAUACAACAGCGAGGGGCAUGGCGAUCUCGAGGCUUUUCAUUCGCUUUUUUUGGUUUGGUAUCAGUUCAGCAGCUAUAACAUAUGUCUAUCUGAUGGUUCUUCAGGAGAGGAAUGACCAGAACUCAAAUUCAUUCUAUUUCCGGAUUUAUAUUCUUAUAUUGGGUGUUUAUGCUGGUUUGCGAGUAUUUCUUGCAUUGUUGCUUAAGUUUCCGGCUUGUCACAGUUUGUCAGAAAUGACUGAUCAGUCCUUCUUUCAAUUCUUCAAGUGGAUUUAUGAGGAACGAUAUUUUGUGGGUCGUGGCCUGUUUGAGAGAAUGAGUGAUUAUUUGAGAUACGUGUGCUUCUGGUUGGUUAUCUUUGCAUGCAAAUUUAUAUUUGCCUACUUUCUUCAGAUACAACCCCUAGUCAAGCCUACACAUGUGAUUGUAGGCAUGCGGAAUUUAAAAUACUCGUGGCAUGAUUUUGUCUCAAAGAACAACAGUAAUGCCUUGACGGUUCUCAGCGUAUGGGCUCCUGUUGUGGCUAUUUAUAUUAUGGACAUUCACAUUUGGUACACUCUUUUAUCUGCUCUUAUUGGUGGUCUGAUGGGUGCUCGUGCACGCUUAGGGGAGAUACGGACAAUUGAAAUGCUGCACAAACGUUUUGAAAGUUUCCCAUCAGCCUUCGUAAAGAAUCUCGUGUCGUCACAGACAAAAAGGAUGCCUAUUGAGGGACAACCUCAGAUCUUGCUAGCUAUGGAUUUAGCUUUGGAUUGCAAGGACACACAAAAAGAGCUCUGGGCCAGAAUAUCUAGGGAUGAGUAUAUGGCAGAUGCUGUUCGGGAAUGUUACUACAGCAUCGAAAAGAUUUUGCACUCCCUAGUAGACAGUGAAGGGAGACUUUGGGUUGAGAGGAUUUUCCGUGAGAUCAAUGACAGCAUAUCAAAUGGAUCACUCCUUGUAACCUUAAAUAUUAAGAAGCUUUCCCUGGUGUUGUCAAGGUUUACUGCGUUGACCGGGCUCCUGACACGGGAUCCGACUCCAGAACUUGCAAGAGGCGCAGCCAAAGCUGUGUAUGAUCUGUAUGAGGUUGUUACACAUGAUCUGCUCUCAUCUGAUUUAAGGGAGCAGCUUGAUACGUGGAACAUUCUAGCGAAAGCUAGAAAUGAAGGCCGUUUAUUUUCUAGAAUACAAUGGCCCAACAAUCCAGAAAUUAAGGAGCAGGUGAAACGGUUACACCUAUUUCUUACUGUAAAGGAUUCAGCAGCCAACGUUCCAAAAAAUCUCGAGGCACGGAGAAGAUUAGAAUUUUUCACGAAUUCAUUAUUCAUGGACAUGCCUGCGGCAAAGCCUGUUUCAGAAAUGAUUCCGUUUAGUGUGUUCACCCCAUACUAUAGUGAGACUGUGCUUUAUAGCUCUUCUGAGUUACGGGCUGAAAAUGAGGAUGGGAUUUCUACUCUUUUCUACCUUCAGAAGAUAUUUCCAGAUGAGUGGGAAAACUUUUUGGAACGAAUUGGUCGGGGUGAAUCCACGGGAGAUGCUGAACUUCAGGCCAGCGCUAGUGAUAACUUGGAGCUUCGGUUUUGGGUAUCUUAUCGUGGCCAGACCUUAGCUAGGACAGUACGUGGUAUGAUGUACUAUAGAAGGGCCCUAAUGCUACAAAGCUAUCUAGAAAGGAGAAGAAUUGAAGAUAUUGGUAAUUCAAGUUCCCGGUUCCCUACAACCCAAGGAUUUGAACUAUCUCGUGAAGCUCGGGCCCAGGCAGAUCUGAAAUUUACAUAUGUGGUUUCGUGCCAAAUUUAUGGACAACAGAAACAGAAGAAAUCUCCUGAGGCAGCUGAUAUCGUACUUCUACUACAGAGGAAUGAAGCCCUUCGAGUUGCUUUCAUACACGUGGAAGAGAGUGGUACAAUUGGUGGAAAUAUCACGAAGGAAUAUUAUUCAAAGCUGGUUAAAGCUGAUCUAAAUGGGAAGGAUCAGGAGAUAUAUUCAAUUAAGCUGCCUGGGGAUCCGAAGCUUGGAGAAGGGAAACCUGAAAACCAAAACCAUGCUAUAAUCUUCACCCGCGGAGAAGCUAUUCAAACUAUCGACAUGAAUCAGGAUAACUACCUUGAGGAGGCUAUGAAAAUGAGGAAUCUUCUCGAGGAAUUCAAAGGAAAUCAUGGUCUUCGACCUCCAACUAUUCUCGGGGUUAGAGAGCACGUAUUUACUGGAAGUGUUUCUUCAUUAGCCUGGUUUAUGUCUAACCAAGAAACUAGCUUUGUCACCUUGGGUCAACGUGUUCUUGCAUAUCCUCUCAAGGUCCGCAUGCAUUAUGGUCAUCCUGAUGUGUUUGAUAGGAUAUUUCAUAUAUCGCGAGGUGGAAUUAGUAAAGCAUCACGUGUUAUCAAUAUCAGUGAGGAUAUUUUUGCAGGUUUUAAUUCCACCCUACGGCAGGGUAAUAUCACACACCACGAAUACAUUCAGGUUGGGAAAGGAAGAGAUGUUGGUCUGAAUCAAAUUGCCUUGUUUGAGGGUAAAGUGGCAGGUGGAAACGGUGAGCAGGUCUUAAGCAGAGACGUGUACCGGAUAGGCCAACUGUUCGACUUCUUUAGAAUGUUGUCUUUCUAUUUUACGACAGUGGGUUUCUAUGUGUGCACCAUGAUGACUGUUCUUACUGUAUAUGUUUUCUUAUACGGAAGGGCUUACCUUGCUUUCUCCGGACUUGAUAGUGGGAUUUCACGUCAAGCAAAGAUGUCAGGCAACAUAUCACUGACUGCUGCCUUAAAUGCGCAAUUUUUGGUCCAGAUUGGAAUUUUCACUGCAGUCCCAAUGAUAAUGGGCUUUAUACUUGAGUUGGGAUUGCUGAAGGCUGUAUUCAGUUUCAUUACAAUGCAACUCCAGUUGUGUUCAGUAUUCUUCACAUUCUCGCUUGGGACUAGAACUCAUUAUUUUGGUCGCACGAUCCUUCACGGCGGUGCAAAAUACAAAGCAACUGGUAGGGGGUUUGUUGUCAAGCAUAUCAAGUUUGCUGAGAAUUACAGGCUUUAUUCAAGAAGUCAUUUUGUCAAGGCGCUUGAAGUAGCGCUACUCCUUAUUGUUUUUAUAGCUUAUGGUUAUUCAGACGGUGGUGCUAUUUCCUAUGUUCUAAUAACAAUUAGUAGUUGGUUCCUGGUCCUCUCAUGGCUCUUCGCUCCUUAUAUCUUUAAUCCCUCCGGAUUCGAGUGGCAGAAAACUGUGGAGGACUUCGAUGAUUGGACUAGUUGGCUUCUGUAUAAAGGUGGAGUUGGAGUGAAGGGAGAGAACAGCUGGGAAUCUUGGUGGGAAGAAGAACAGAGUCAUAUUAAAACACUGAGAGGACGUAUCUUGGAGACAAUCUUGAGUUUGAGAUUUUUUGUCUUCCAGUAUGGCAUUGUUUAUAAACUUCAUCUCACUGGAAAGGAUACUUCAAUUGCGAUCUAUGGAUUCUCAUGGGUAGUACUGGUCGGAGUUGUCAUGAUAUUCAAGAUAUUCACCUUCAGUGCAAAAAAGUCUAUCAACUUCCAGCUGUUGCUGCGAUUCAUACAGGGAAUCACUGCCAUUGGGCUUAUUGCCGCACUCUCAUUAGUUGUGUAUUUCACCGACUUGUCAAUAGCAGAUUUAUUUGCUAGUAUCUUGGCAUUUAUUCCUACCGGUUGGGCCAUUCUUUCUCUUGGCAUCACAUGGAAAUGGAUCAUCAAGUAUCUGGGGCUGUGGGAUUCAGUCCGUGAGUUUGCUCGACUAUAUGAUGCUGGAAUGGGACUGGUUAUAUUUACACCAGUAGUAGUUAUGUCAUGGUUCCCAUUCAUAUCCACCUUCCAGUCUCGGCUUCUCUUUAACCAAGCAUUUAGUCGUGGUCUUGAGAUCUCAAUCAUUCUUGCUGGAAACAAGGCCAAUGUUCAGGCCUAGUGCUUUGUAUCACUCCAGAAAUAUUGCUGCAUCAUUCAUGAUUCUCUACUUUUCAUGUAUAUAUAAACAUUCCCUCUUGUAACUUAGAUAGGACUGGUAUCGUUUAUGACAUGUAAAGAGAGAUUCCGAGGAAAGCCGGAUAACUGUUUGCACGUUGAUGAGUUAUGAAUGUAAUUGAGCUAGGAUUUUGUGCUCCCAUCUAAAGUUCCAGUUGAACAGAUCUAA